AUGGAUAUCAGAGCAGUAGAAGAAGUUGAACAAAUAAAUAAUUUAAUAAGUCAAAUGACCAGUGCAAGAAAUAUAUUGAUAGCUUUGAGAUAUUGGGGCCGCAACCAAAUGCAAGAUGAUGCUGCAGAUAUUCAUGGUCUGACUCAGCAAUCUUUCUCUACAGUAUGCCAUCGAGUAGCAAGGGCAAGAUUAGAGUAUAUCAAAAUGCCCAAGUCUUUAAAUGACCAGUUGAAGCAUAUAGAACUAUUUGAAGCUAUAGCUGAUUUUAAAAAUGUGGUAGGUGCAAUUGACUGUACUCACAUUAGAAGAAGUAAAGUACAAGGACCUAGUGGUUAA
Molecule: messenger RNA, 336 nt
Organism: Pieris macdunnoughi
Lineage: Eukaryota; Metazoa; Arthropoda; Insecta; Lepidoptera; Pieridae
Source: the annotation of a GenBank genome assembly